CCCGUGAUCGAAUUACAGUUUAAAUUUCGGUGCGCGCGCCUGCCGCACACGAAAACCGAAGACGGUCGAUAGACUGCGGAUUCUUCGCCGCGACUGAAAUAACAGUCGGUCUCCUCCUUCGAUUCACGUGGUCCUACCGCCUCAAACGGGCAAGAAUGUCGGACGAAAAACCAAAGGAAGGAGUGAAGACGGAGAACGACCACAUCAACCUGAAAGUGGCCGGUCAAGAUGGCUCGGUGGUACAGUUCAAAAUCAAGAGGCACACGCCUCUCAGCAAACUCAUGAAAGCAUACUGUGAGCGGCAGGGACUGUCGAUUCGUCAGAUAAGGUUUAGGUUUGAUGGGCAGCCCAUAAAUGAGACGGACACACCUUCACAGUUGGAAAUGGAGGACGAAGACACUAUCGACGUGUUCCAGCAACAAACGGGAGGAAGUUAUUCUUAAGUGGAGAGACUCCUCUUCGGGGAAUGUGUCCACACCAUUGUUUUUCAUGUUGUAAUUGUUUAUUAUUAUAAUUAUUUUUUUUCCAUUCCUUGUCCCGGCCUAAACCCAUAUUUUGCUGCCAGGCUUUUCACCACAGGCAGAUUUUACAGUUCAAGAAUUGGGAGGAUGAUAGGCGGUUUCUUGCAAACCAAAACCAAUUGUGUGUCUGACGGUAGACAUUCUUAUGAGUCUCAAUUUUUACAGGAACUUGAUGCCAAAAUCAUUUUUUUAAUCCUAUUUGUCAGGUUGAAUUCAGGAUGUCCCCCCCCCCUCAGCCCAAUUAUUUUGACGGCCUUUGGAGCAAAAUCAAUUCGCAUAAUUUCACCCCAACCUGAUUUGUUGUCUGUUUUUGAAGUAGCUAUAUUUGCCGUGAUUUGUAUCCACGUUUGCAGAGAGAGGUGCGUAUGAAUGAUGUUGGUCUGCGUGUGACGUUUCACUUGGAGCAGAUUGAGCCGAAUGCUAAAAAUCAGUCACGUCAUGUUACUGGACCAAAAAAAAAAAAAAAACUACAAACGCUAAAUAAAGUGUUCUUUUUAUAAA
Messenger RNA from Hippocampus zosterae (dwarf seahorse), 1022 nucleotides. Its product is annotated as small ubiquitin-related modifier 3-like. Bases 156 to 443 code for a protein of 95 amino acids. Gene Ontology annotation, molecular function: protein tag activity; ubiquitin-like protein ligase binding. Gene Ontology annotation, cellular component: nucleus. The record is from RefSeq and is a predicted model, not a curated record. The transcript has 4 exons. Gene Ontology annotation, biological process: protein sumoylation. NCBI's taxonomy places the organism in Eukaryota, Metazoa, Chordata, Actinopteri, Syngnathiformes, Syngnathidae.